This is a messenger RNA of Cloeon dipterum, 2478 nucleotides long. RefSeq lists its product as uncharacterized. Gene Ontology annotation, biological process: proteolysis. NCBI's taxonomy places the organism in Eukaryota, Metazoa, Arthropoda, Insecta, Ephemeroptera, Baetidae. Gene Ontology annotation, molecular function: serine-type endopeptidase activity. The transcript has 11 exons. Bases 186 to 1967 code for a protein of 593 amino acids. The record is from RefSeq and is a predicted model, not a curated record.
UACACAAAGAAUCCCAAAUAAAUGCUAAAACCGGUUUUGCAAGCCUCUCCGUGGUAAACCCAGCCGACGUGAGUUAAAAUAAUAGAGAAAAAUAUGCGCCUCUUGUCACUUCAUUUUUGCCGAAGGAAGCGGCCAACCGCCGCCAACAUUAGGGCUAUUUUUUGAAAAAAAUUCAUAUAGUGAAAAUGUUGUUUUUAAACGCUUUGCUCUUUAUAUUAACUGAAGGAAUAUUAAGUCAAAUUAUUACAAGAGAAGAGUGCGAGUCACACGAAAACUGGUACCUACCAGCACCAGUUUUCGACCAGGGUGAAAAUCUCAGUUUUGAAGGGUGUGGAAUUGUACCACCUGGUAUUAGCAACACGUCCUUGCCCCCUUGGCACGUAGUUUUAGGGCAAGGAGACUGCGUCGGUGUGCUGAUUUCUCGACGGGCAAUCCUAGUUAACCAGACACCGUUUGGUUUGUGUGCAUUGAACGAGAGAGCUUCUGCGACCAACAAAAAUGGUUUUUGGGGCCCAUUAAUCGCCUUCCUCGGCCAAUGCGUCCACAAUCAGAAGCCCGAUUGUGCAGCUAAUGAACAUGGGUUCAUCAGGGAGGUUCGGCAGGUUCGCCGCCUUGAUGUUUAUCCCGAAGACAAUCUUUUUGUGCUGAUAAUCGACAGAUUACCACGGCCUUUUCCUGACUCCGUGAAACCAGUGUGUCUUUUCAACGAGGACAAUCUGAUGGACUCCAAAAUUACCUUUUAUACUAGUCUAAGCGUCACCCCUGAAUUUCGUGUGACACCAAGUGUGCGCGACUGCAUGCCUGAUAAAAUGAUGAUUGACCGGUGCAAAAGAUACAAAUUCGCUAUUUGCAUGAUUGCGGACGACAAAUCUAACACCGAGCAGAGGAACGCGCUUUUCAAGGUGGAUUCAAUUGGACGAUACUUUUUGCGUGGAGUUGCGUUUGUCAACAGUCGCAAUGUGGUGCACUCUAAUCUAGCUUUCCAUGACAUUCUCAAAAUUGUGGAUGCCAUCGUUCGUGAGACACUAGACCUCCACCGCCUUCCCGAUCUAACCUCUAAAGUUGAAACUCAUGCAGUUUUUGCUGAAUCUGAGAAGCUGAGCUAUCCAAACUGCGGACUUGAAACAGGGGAUACCAGGCAAAAACGACAGGUGUUGGAAAGUGCCGACGUGUCGACAGUUGGUUUUGUUUUGGGGGGUCUUGCUGCCGUAAAGGGACGACAUACCUGGCACGCUCACAUCACCAUAGGAUCGCAGAAAUUAGGCCUGAACAGCUGCGGCGGCUCGCUUAUUUCCGACAAAGCUGUUCUAACAGCGGCUCACUGCUUAUACGUGGACGAAAAACUAGCAUCCCCAAUUGAUCUGCACGUUACUUUGGGCAUGUGGAAUUUAAGUGCUCCGCAUGAGAGCUCAAGACAGUUUCAGCAGCCCCAGCGGAUCAUUCUGAGCAAAGGAUACGACCCAACAUCCAGAAAUUUUCGUCACGAUGUCGCGGUCUUGACGUUCUCGAAACCCUUCCGUUUUACCGAUGACGUGAAACCAAUCUGUUUGUGGAAAUUUGAAGAGGACAUCGAUGACAUUGCUGACGAAACCGGCGUGGUCGUCGGCUGGGGUUUGACUGAUGGGUACAAAAGGACACAAGUCCUGCAGCGUUUGGAUCUGACUAUUCGCUCCAACUACGAUUGCUUCUUGCAAAAUCGGCCUUUUUUCUCCACUCACCUAAAGCCAGGCCUGAAUUUCUGUGCUGGGAACUCGAAUGGAACAAAUGCUUGUAAUGGCGACAGUGGCGGUGGACUGAUGGUGCGUCGUGGCGCCAGGUGGUUCCUGCGCGGAAUUGUUAGCUUUGGCAAGUCGAAGAUAUCAGAGGCGUUUCCUGACGGCCCUGUUUGUGACCCUCGCUACUACUCGUUAUUCACUGACAUCGCACCGUUCCUUCCCUGGAUUGCAUCAGUUGGUCUAAAACACUAAUUUUUUCAACAAUUUUUUCUUAACUCCGCAUGCUUAAAAGCUCAAAUUGACUUUAAUGACGUUUUAAAGUUCGUGCUUUUUAAAAGCUAUGUAUUAAAAAUUAAUUCAUUCCAGAAAAAUAAACAGAAACAAAGAGAUUAGUAUUUAUUUGAAAUGUGCACAUAAACCACACGAGAUGCUCAUGGACGACGGAAAUGAGGGGAAAUUAAUUUCAUUUUCAGUGGAAAUCCGCUAACUUGCAUUUGUGACGUAGUGACUGUGGAAUUCAAUCACAAUGCCACUCUCCACCGAAUAAUCUCUCGAAUAUACUAUCAUCACUCGUGAUUUUUAGUUUUAAAAUGAACUUUUUAAGGUUGGGACUUUGUGCAUGUUUGGUGCUGACACUUUUAGGCAUUUGGGCCUCACAGGUUAGCCAACGAUUUUUUUUAAAAGCAUUUCAGAAAUUUAGAUCACAAAUUACCAUAAUUUCUCGCGCUCUUAUAUUAUUUAAAUAAAAAAUUCAAACUGCUCA